AUGGCACGGAAAUCCAUGCUUAAAGUGAUUAUUCUCGGCGACUCUGGAGUUGGCAAGACUUCAUUGAUGCAGCAGUAUGUGAAUAAAAAGUUCUCGACACAGUACAAGGCGACGAUUGGUGCUGACUUUCUCACCAAGGAGCUGACGCUUGACGACCGGCGAGUAGUUAUGCAAAUCUGGGACACGGCAGGCCAGGAACGGUUUCAAUCGCUCGGUGUUGCGUUCUACCGUGGCGCAGACUGCUGUGUUCUUAUGUUUGACGUGAAUAAUGCAAAGUCCUUCGAAGCACUCGAUACCUGGCGUGACGAAUUUCUUAUCCAGGCCAACCCGACCGACCUAGAAAAUUUCCCGUUUGUGGUUAUUGGAAACAAAAUUGAUGUCGACGAAACACGUAGAGCCGUCAGUACGCAGAAGGCCCAGCGGUGGUGUGCGCAGAAGGGCAACCUUCCCUACUUUGAGACCUCUGCCAAGGAGGCAACCGGCGUCAACCAAGCGUUCGACGUCAUUGGCCGCAAUGCAUUACAACAGGAUGAUGUCGAGGGCUUUGACCAGGAGUACCCGGACGGUGUGGACUUCAGCCAAUACGAACAAGAGCGUUCCGAUUGCGCCUGUUAG
Messenger RNA from Wickerhamiella sorbophila, 615 nucleotides. RefSeq names its product putative Ras-related protein Rab7. Gene Ontology annotation, cellular component: late endosome; fungal-type vacuole membrane; vacuole. Gene Ontology annotation, biological process: regulation of vacuole fusion, non-autophagic. The transcript has a single exon. Gene Ontology annotation, molecular function: GTPase activity; GTP binding. The coding region runs from base 1 to 615 and encodes 204 amino acids. NCBI's taxonomy places the organism in Eukaryota, Fungi, Ascomycota, Dipodascomycetes, Dipodascales, Trichomonascaceae. The record is from RefSeq and is a predicted model, not a curated record.